GGGGUUUCGUCGUAAAUGGCGCUGCAAAUAGAAAGUAUAAAACGAGACAAACAUAUAAUUAUGCAUGGAGUGCAACAGAGACAGCGCAUCAGACAACCGCCUAGGAUUUUGCCAGGCGGCCAAUGCUGGCAUCGCGCCAUACUGGCAAUGGCAUCUGUGUCUGUUCUGUGCAUGCUUGCCUGUGAGUGAACGGAACAGAAUUUAAUUUGCUCACGCUCACGCUCAGUGGCUCAGCCUCAGCCUAGAUUGCUGCGGAGUGCGGUCGAUCGAAAAAAUAUUGUUAUUCCAAUUACAAUUGUAAUUUGCAUAAUUUAAUUAGAAUUGUAAUACAAAAACUUCUUGUGUAAUUGAUAGUGUCUUCAAAUACGCGUUUAGUUUGUGCACUAUUCGUAUCGUAUCGGUUUCGGUGCAACUGUUGUUCUUCUUGGCGUUUAUUUGGCCGGCCAUUUUGUAUUUUCAUUUUUCAUGCAAGGUUCAUGCAAGUUUUAAGUCUGAGAAAAACUGGAUUUCAAAUAAAAACUUUUGGGGAGUCGAGUGCAAACCGGUGGGCUUUGUCGUGUUAUUGUUUGUGGACGAAUAAUUGUUUCUGCUACUGACUAUUGCAUCUGUGAUUGUGUAUGUGAAUUUGGCUGACCCUGCAAAGACGAAAGAAAUAUUACAAAGGAGAUUAAAACUGACUGAAAUUCUUGAUGUUAUUAAGUAAAAUGAGAGUUAAUCAUGAGCACAAAGAUUGAAUCUGAAUUCCCAUCAUCAACACCAAACGAUGAGUCAGAUGGAGAGGAAGAAUGUGAUGAUUUAGAUUCCAAUUAUCAAGAGGAAGACCAGCAGCAAGAGGAGCAACAGGAAGUUAUAAAGACUGUAGGAAAAGAUGUUUCUGGUUUAUUAGCUAGGCUGCAAUCGUCAGGAGCAUUACUCAAGAAGCCAAAACAGGAAUAUCACUGUUUUACUUGUAGUAUUGAUUUUGAGAAUUGGGAAGAUCUAGAAAAUCAUCUUGUAAACCACGUUUCCUUGCCCUCUGUGGUACUAGACAAGCUGCCUUCCGACGACGAAGAUCUGCCUCCGUCUGGAGAUGAAAAUUGGUCUGAUGAAGAAGCACCAGCAGCGCCAGUUAAGCCCGGUGCGGCAAAAACGCCCCAAAAGAUAGAUAUAUCACAAUUACUAAAAAAGACUGGCAUUUCUUUAAAAAAACCUGUUGCAGAAGUCAAUAGUUCUGAUUCAGCAUUAAAUAAACUAAGUGGAUUAGGUUUCACGAUAAAGAAAAAUUCAACUCCAAUAAAAAAGGAGAAACCUGACAAUGAACCCGAAAAACAAAACGAUGUCAUGCAAAAAUUGGGUAAACUUGGUGGUAUAAAACUUAAGCUAAAAUGUGAUGGAAAUAAUACUAAUUCGUUUAAAGUAGUGAAUGGCCUUAAAGAUUUUAAAACUUCUGAUGAUGAGGAGGAAGGAAGUGACAAUGAAGACGAUAAAGAUGAUCAAGAAUCGAAUGAUGAGCAAGACAAAUCCGGUGAAAAUGAUUCCGAUGAUCACCAGAAUGUAAAUAAGCGACGAAGUUCCGAUAGCAAUGAUUCUGAAAUAGUUAAAAAGAUUCCUAUUUUACCUAAAGGCGUUCAAGCAAAAAUAAUACCUAAAAAGGAACCAGCAAAUACUCUUAAAGAUACAUUUAAGGAAGAGCAAGAGGAAACUCCAAAAGCAAAACCUGGAAGGCCUGCUAUUAAACAGACCCCAAAAAGAGGAGUUGUUAAUAAUGUAAUAUCUCAAGAACCUGAACAAUCGAAUAUAACUUUGACAAGAAGACGGUCUCAAGUAGAACAGAAAAAGCCAUCACCAGCAGUUACACCAGAAACACAUGAAUCGAACGAAAAAGUCGAUAAUGUUGUAGUAAAGCAAGAAGUGGCAGAUAAUAUUACUGGAGUGCCACAGAACAACGAUUUACCACUAUUUUCUGGCCAAAUAAAAUCUGAAAGAUCUACGCCACCAUUGUCAGAAAGGACGACUCCUAUAUUAGCAAGAGUUAAAACUGAACCUGAAAUCGGGCUGCCGACAACUCCAACAGCUAAUACACAACCUCUUUUCAGUUAUAAAAACACAUCACAUGCCACUACGCCAACCACUCCUUUACUUCCUGUGACAAAAACAGAAGAUACUGGUGUAACUGUUAUAGAGAUAAACGGUGAUUCCAAUGAUGAAGAUGAUGAUUGUUGUGUUGUAUCCACUACACCCGCUCCUGUCAUUAAGCCUAAAGUUGAAAAAUCACCUCCACCUGCUUAUCCCACUCCUACAUACUCAACAUCCCAAACGAGUUAUCAGAGCUCAGGACCGACUUUGUCAUCACGUAUGUCAACUGCGCCAUCAACUGAAAAGCAACACAACUUCAACUGGAAUGCUCCUGACACUAAACCACCAUUAGAUAUGUUAGAAAAAAGUGCAGAUGAUAUAUUUGAAAGUCUUCUAUCAACUGCCACAAAAAAGGAAAAUUUGCUAGAUGCUAGUGAAUAUGUAUCUUUGGAUUCCUUAGGACCACAACAUACUUGUGAAAUUUGUAAUACCAGGUUUACAAGUUUGUCACUUUUAGAUGAUCACAGAAGGGUGACAGGCCAUUGUUCUAGCAUCAUUUCUGCUUCCCCUACAUCUGCGCUCAUGCCGUAUAAUCAUUCAUCAAGUAUUCUUUCCACUCUAUUACCUGUAAAACAGUUAGCAGAACAAGUGGGCAAGUUAUCGGGGAGUAGCGCUGGAUUUACUCAUCAGCAAAAUGUGAUGAUUAAUAUCCAAGCAUAUCCUGGAGGAGGAGGUGUGAUGGUGCCGCCUCAACCAUAUAACACCUAUCCUAGUGGACAGAAUAUGCCUGGAAACUAUCCACAAUCAGCCAGUAACAUGUAUAGUUCACCUGGCAGUCAACAAAUGCCUAAUCAAUAUGCAGGACCUAAUUACAUGGGACAGGGGUAUAAUCAAUAUCCAUCGCCAAUGUCAAAAGCUGGUUACCCUGGAACUUUACCACAAAACUCAUAUUCAAUGGCUUCAUCCCCAUAUUCUGCAGCAUCCCCUUUGCAAAGCAUGCAACAGAGUGUUUAUCAAACUUCUAUGAUGAAUCAACCUGGCGCGAUGGGCCCGCCAGGAUCUUCGCCCAGCCACUCGUAUGCCUCAGCGACAAGCCCUGGAGGAGCGAUGAAAACGGCAUCAGCCAGUGGGAUAAAGAUACAAAACAUACAAACUUUUCCUCCUGGUCAAAUUAUUGGACAGGCAGGAACGGGACAAAUCUCUGGUGAAUUAGGCUCUGGGCAACCAAUGCCUGGUCAAGUACCUGGGCAGAUAUCAGGACCGACACCUAUCAGAAUGGCAGCUGGUGCAAAUGUUGCUGGGACUAGACCUCGAAUGCCAUCUGUUCGAGGACAAAGGCCUACAAUUCGGCCAGGUAUUCAAGUGCACGGCCAAGUACGCGGUGGUAAAAUUGGACCCAGAAUGCCGAUGAAAAGACCUGGAGCUAUGGUCGGUGUCGGUGGCCCUGGACAGAAACGACGACCUGAUAUGUUGCUACCUGGUAAACAUGACAAUGAAGACUGUCAAGUUAUGGCACUGCAGAAGCAGCGCGAAGGUCUACCGUUGAUCCAUAGCGUGCAGGGAGCUAAAGACAAACUUAACAUUGGCAGCCAAAUUUCAAUAACAAAGAAAUCCAAUCCUGUUAACAAAGAAGCGAAUGCAAUGGCAAAUGUUCUUGCAUCCAGAGGCAUAAGUGUGAAACAAAAACAGAAGAGUAGGUCUCCAUCACCGGAUCGUCCGUUGCCACACAUACCUAACCUUGGAGCAGGAAUGAGUAUCAAACACACAUCCAAGUCGAGUAAAUUUUCAAUACCUGAAGCGAAAGUUGGAGCUGGAAUGUAUUCGUGUAAGAUCUGCAAGAAAAUGUUUAUGAAUCAAACUUCAUUACAAGUUCACAUGUCCAAUGCACAUCCGCAGACGACAAGCAAAAUUCCCAUGUUUAAAUGUGACGAGUGUCCAGCAUCAUAUCCCAAGUCACUGCAACUGCAGCACCACAAGAGAGUGUUUCACAAUGUGUCAGGGCCUAAUCGGGAGCUGGGCUUGCCUGUGGUGGAUCUGUCGCAGGAGGAUAAUUUAAAAAGAUUAAGUAAUUUAGGAAUAUAUAGUUUUAUACCUUUGGCCAACCGGGAGCUUGCGAAUGGUUGCUUUGGCAUACCUGUGAUAUCAGUGCACAACAUGCAAAACGGUUUAACGUCUAGCUUACAAGCGCUGGGUGCUGAUGGACUAUUGAGCCUAGGGCCUUUGAAACCUUUACCUAAUUAAUAAAAUCUUGAUUGUUUAACAGUGGAAUUCAAAGACGUUGUAGGGCCACCCCCAGGGGAUCAUUCAACCGCUGAGUGUCGAAUUUAAUCUCUAUUUGUUUGACAGUUUGACUCAGCGGGUGAAUGAUCUCCUGGAGGUGCCUCUAGAAUGUAUAUGAAUUCCACUGUUCGUAUGUUAAAAAAUUUGGAGUAUUAUGUACUGAGGAAAAUAGUGAUAUAACUGAAAGUAACAAUUACUAUUUUCCAACAAUUCGAUUAAUACAUAUUUUGCAAGACAACUUGCAUUUUUAUGGUUAAAUGGUAACUAGUACAUUUAAGCAUAGACGCGUAAUAAUGUGUUAAUUAUUAUGCAUCUAUGAACAUAAUAUUUACAUUAAGUAUGUAUUUAUUUUACACUAAUUUUAUUUAGUUGUACUAGGCUCUGCACAAACUUCAACAGUAUUGCUCUAAAUAUCACACUAAGAUUGUGAACACCGUUAGAUUUUCUUAAUCUAAAAUCGUAAAUUACACUGCAAUACAAUACAAACCAUUUAUAUUUACAAUUAUUUCUCUUAAACUUAAAAGGAAACGUAAAUUGUACUCGAAAGAGACUAUUUAGUUAAGUCAAGUACAGCCCCUGCAUUAUAUAAAGUUACAACGAUGUGACAUCGCUCAUUUCCAUGGCAACUACCUUGUUAGUUACAAUUUUUUUUGGCAUCCCAUAGAAAUAAAGUUCAAAUUCUAAUAAAAAAUUGAUAUAGGCGAAUAUAAAAUAGUGGAAUCACUCCCUAGUAUUAUAUGUGUCGGAAAUCUAAGAUGAUAGUAAUUUUAUGAAAUGGAGAGAUCGCGUAGAGAUCAUGACAGUUGCUGAAUGGAGAAAACUUAUUUGUUCUACUCCCAUUUCGUUAUCUAAUCAAUAUAAAACCUCAAACUAUAUUAAAGCUAUUCAUUCCUCCAGGUCGUAUGGUAAUGUUAUUUAUAUUUAACACACGGGUUUUUCUUUUUUAAUAUUUAAAUAGUUUCAUGUCAUUGGCUACUACAUCCCUCUAAGGGGUGAUCGUGGGGAUCAAAUUGCAUUAGUUAUAUGUGGCAAUAAUGUACCGAUUUCUAAAAAAAGUCUUUUCUCUUUUUUUUAGAAAUAUGGGUUACUUCAAAGUAGAUUAAAAAAUAAAACUUACGUUUAGUGGUUGUUUUUAGAUUGGUAACAAUCUAUUACAUAAUAACAACAAAAAAGAACAGACAGAACAAACAGGCAUUUUUAGGGAGCUCUUUACACCACAAAAACGAUUAUAACAAUGAAACAUCGAUUUUACAGAACAGUUUUUAUAAACGCGUUAGAUCGUUGAUCUUAUAUAUUGACAGAGGGGUAACGUCCUGCGAAGCAGGUCCUUAUGUAAUUCGUCUGAGCGUAUUGUAGUUUAUAUUGUUGUGUAGUAUAUUUUAUUUAGCGCUAGUCUAAAAUGCCAUAUACAAUAUAGACCUUAAUGACUAUGUCAUGGACAUGCGGCCAACACGAUCAGUUUUAUCGGAUGUCCUGCCAUUAGCGCUGCAUGUGGACUUAUUGGAAGGUGAUUGGUCAGCAUAACGGUGUUCACAAUCAUAUGGUGGUCAGUGAUAUACAUGACGUAGGUAUGUAUAUAUAAAAUAUUGUCUAAAUAAUAUCAUAGCGAGCGUGGUUUAUUUACAUUAUACGUACCGAGGUAAUGAAGAUUUUUAAGCUUCACAUGAGAGCAAAGCGGGAAGAAUUUUCCUUUACUUAUUUUUUUACUACUACAGUGGAAUAUGUAUAUUUUAGUCGUAUUUGAUUUGUAUGUACCUAUAUUUAUUUGAAUCCCUGGUUAUUUAUGUAUUCAACGUUGUACCUACCGUAUAUAUUGAGAUUGGCGGGAAAAUCCGUAGGAAUCACAUGCACGUCUCGUGUUAUUUUCCUUGAUUAUCUGCAUUUUAUAGUUUUUUUUUGCAUAAAGUAGAAUGCAUUUUAUUCAAUAACGUUCUGUUAAGGUGCACAAGUGAAGUACAAGUACAGGUGUGUUUAAAGUGAUUAAUUUUUAAUUUCUAUUGUCUCGGUGGAUUCCAUCAAAAGUUUUACACGUUAAAAGUUCAGCAAACAAUAUGAAAUGUGUCUCAACAUUUGUUACGUCAUAGGUCACGCUCGCAAAUGACAGUAUUUUGAAAUUUAAAUGCUCAAAUUAGGUCAAAUAUUUAAAGAGUUUAUUUUGCAGAAAAUUAUGAAAUUUUAUCUCUGGAUUUUCCAUAGUUUUGUUAUGUCAGAAAUUAUAUAUUAAUAUAUCUACAUUAUGACUUCGGUAUGUAAUAUAGAAUACUCGUUAGUGUAUUUAACAUUCUAGACAGCUUUCUUUUUUCAUAUAAAUUAUAUGUUAAUUUAAACAAAUUGACGUGAUUAUUGUGACAUUAUAGUUAAGCUUAAUUUGGCUGUUAACAGCCAAAUUAAGCGUUAAUUAUGUUAUAGGUCGCGCAUUCGGGUUUCUGCAGUGCGUCGUUAUAACUAUAUUCAGCGGCACAAUAAUCCGCCCACUUUAAUAUACUCGCGUUAUAUUAAAGUGGGCGGAUAGUUGUGCCUUUGAGUAUAUAUUAUGUUAUGUAUCUACUUAUGAAAUAUAAUGUCUACAUAAGAGAUGUCAUCUUAAAACUAAAUGUUAAUAUAAUUAUGUUAAGUGCAAUAAGGAAUUACAGAUCUUAUGUUUAGAGUAAGUAAAAACUUACGUUUUUUUUUUGCUAAAUAUAACAGAUAAAUAUUUUGAUAUGAUAUAUGAUAGAUGUUUUAGCACUAUCCUACGUAGGGUUCAACAAUAUAUAAAUAAGUGUCUCCUAAUCAUCGAUCUAUUAAAAACUGGAUGCACAAUCAGCGACCAAAAAACGUCCCCACUCAAUGAGUGUCAAACACAACUUCUUGGCACUCAAGUGUCAGAAUUUUGUGUCUUAACUUAUAUACUUUUGAUUGAUGGAUUUUGCAUGAAGUAAAUUUCAUUUCAACAAUAGACUUAAAUCUUGUUUAUCAGUUGUUCGGCAAAAAUGUCGAAAUACCUUUGAGUCUUCUAUCUGUAUAGAUUUGUUUUACCUAAUAAAUUUUAGGUAAUUUUUAUGUGUAGGAAUAAUAUUUUGCGCAUAUUAUGUGGAAUAAUGUAGUUUACGAUUAAGUUUGUAAAAUGAUUCUCAGAAAUUGUAAUAGAUAAGUCGCCACUAGGAAUAAAAUACAGAUUAGAUAUACGAGUAUGUAUUUUGCUUUGUAUAUACGCGGUUCCAAUUGUUUACGAAGGAAAAAUUGUGUUAUUGUACGAAAGAGUGUUUUUUAUGUUACUUAAAUUAAAAGAGUACCUACCUAUUACUAGAAUAACAAAAUAAUGAAUAAAAAAUAUAUGUGAAAUAAA
Molecule: messenger RNA, 7663 nt
Organism: Bicyclus anynana (squinting bush brown)
Lineage: Eukaryota; Metazoa; Arthropoda; Insecta; Lepidoptera; Nymphalidae
Exons: 3
Coding region: 718-4296 (1192 amino acids)
Cellular component (GO): nucleus
Source: RefSeq, a predicted model, not a curated record